Molecule: messenger RNA, 1388 nt
Organism: Leptidea sinapis
Lineage: Eukaryota; Metazoa; Arthropoda; Insecta; Lepidoptera; Pieridae
Product: enoyl-CoA delta isomerase 1, mitochondrial-like
Exons: 5
Coding region: 386-1231 (281 amino acids)
Biological process (GO): fatty acid beta-oxidation
Cellular component (GO): mitochondrion
Molecular function (GO): enoyl-CoA hydratase activity
Source: RefSeq, a predicted model, not a curated record
AGGCAGAGAUUGAAUACAUUGAUAAAAAGUCUUAGGUGUUUGUAAAGCAUGCAGUAGGUCAACAAACUUGUCAAUUUGAUAAUGAUUUGACAUAAUAUAGAAACUAGAUUGGAAAUAACUAUAGAUUAGAAAUUAGAAUAGAAUUAGAAAUUUGAAAGUCCAAACUCCAAACUCCAUAGAUAUUUUAAGUCUUAUAAAAUAUAUUAUUUCGAUUAAAGUUUAAAAGUGAUAAAAUUCGAGAUACAUUUUUUUCCGCCUAUUCGCAGUGUAUAUUAACGUGCCAUAGGACUCAAUGUAAAUCAAAUAUAAAAUAAAUAAAUUAGCUUUUUUACUGUGUACAUACAUAAAUUAUUUUUACGUGAAGUGAACAAAAUAUAGAAUCGAAAUGCUUAGGCAAGUAAUGAAAAAUAUAAAACCAGUGUUUCCUUAUGCUAGGACAUUAUCAUCUAAGGGUCCAUUAAUUGACUUAAGUGUAGACAAUGAUGGAGUAGCAGUUAUGACCAUGCAGAGACUACCAGUGAACAGCUUAAACUUAGACUUACUACAGGAAUUGAGUAAAUCACUUGAUGAAGUUGCCAAGAACAAAACAAAAGCAUUGAUUUUAACAUCAGCAUCACCAAGUACAUUUUCAGCUGGCCUAGACAUUAUGGAAAUGUACAAGCCAGAUAUAAAGAGAGCAGAAUUAUUUUGGACUACCCUCCAAGAUGUUUGGAUUAAAUUAUUUGGAUCGAAUUUUAUUACUGCUGCCGCAAUUAAUGGUCAUGCACCUGCAGGCGGGUGUUUAUUAUCAAUGUCCUGUGAGUAUAGAGUGAUGGUGUCUGGCAAAUAUACAAUCGGACUGAAUGAGACGGCUCUAGGAAUAGUUGCACCACGUUGGUUUAUGGAUACCAUGCGUAAUACGAUAUCACAAAGGGAAACAGAAUUUGCGCUCACAACUGGUAGAAUGUUCACCGUGGAUGAAGCUUUAAAGGUGGGCCUCAUAGAUGAAACAGCGGCAGACAAAGAAGACGCUAUCAAGAAAUGCAAAGGUUUUAUCAAGAAGUUUGACAGAAUCCCUUCUCUAGCCCGCGGUGUCACAAAACAAGGUAUUCGAGCUGAACCAAUCAAGUGGCUACAAGACAACAGAGAAGCGGACACAAAUGUGUUCCUAGGUUUUCUAAAGAAUCCAAAAGUACAAGAAUCAUUGGAGAUAUAUAUUCAAGCUAUGAAAGCAAGGUCAGCCAAUAAAUGAGUAGGCUAUAAAUAAUUGAUGUAUUAAGUUAAAUGUUUUUAUUGAUAUAAUAUUUUUAUACCCAGUUCUUUACCUAUAUUAUUAUAGUAUUUUAUACGAAUAAUAAUUGACAUAAUAUCUAUUCGAUGUCUAUUCUAAUAAAUGACAUGAGAUUGUA